AUGGCCCCCGAGUCGCAAGACGAACGGGACGAACGAGUCGACCAGCUGUGGCACUCGUUGGACACGCGCCGGGAGGGCCACAUCGAUCUGGCUGGGCUCAAGAAGGGACUGAAGAAGAUCGAUCAUCCGCUCAAAAAUGCAGAUGACAUGCUACGCAAUAUUCUGCGGGAGGUCGACACCAACGGCAAUGGCCGCAUCGAUGAAUCCGAAUUUCGUGCCUUCGUCGCCCACACCGAGAACGGGCUAUGGCAGAUGUUCCAGAGCAUCGACCGCAAUCACAACGGAGAAAUCGACAAGGCGGAGCUGCGAUCUGCCUUUGCCGCCUCGGGCGUGACCGUCUCGAGCGCCAAACUCGACGAGUUCUUCACCAAAGUCGACAAAAACAACGACGGGGUAAUCUCUUACGCGGAGUGGAGGGACUUCCUGCUCUUCCUCCCUCUCCAUUCACCGUCGGAUCUACACGCUGUCCUCUCAUACUACACGGCGACGGGCAAUCUAAACCCGGAAGGAGAUGUCCACAUCAAUGAUCUGCAGGGUUUAGGUACUGACCACUCGUUUCUUACCCGUUAUAUCCUGGCCCUCCAGAACCUCUUGUACAAUAUCCUCUCACUCCACGCCCUCGCCUCCCUCCUCCCAUCAGCCCACGCGCAAACCAGUCCGUCCUGCACUGUCAGGAACCAACUUGCCUCGUUAGACGGCGAAUUUGAGUUGGAGUGGUUGCCCAUUCCCAAGACUGUCGCCAUGUGGAUGUCCCUGCGAUAUUAUGAACGGAAGUUGACCGAAAAUACCCCUCAAUUAGGCUACUUCAUUGCAGGCGGGAUCGCGGGCGUCGUGUCGAGAACGGCCACCGCGCCCCUCGAUCGGCUCAAAGUCUAUCUCAUUGCGCAGACCGGUUUCAAGAGGACGGCGGCUCAUGCAGCGAAGGAUGGGCUCCCUUUCGCUGCCGCCGGCAAUGCAUCCAAAACGCUACUUGACGCACUCAAAGAACUAUGGCGGGCGGGAGGAAUUCGGAGUUUAUUUGCGGGAAAUGGGUUGAACGUGGUGAAGGUGAUGCCGGAGUCUGCAAUCAAGUUUGGAGCUUACGAAUCUGCAAAACGAGCUUUUGCGCGAUUUGAAGGGCAUAACGACCCCAGACGUCUACUCCCCACCUCGCAGUUUCUGUCCGGUGGCUUUGGUGGAAUGGUGGCCCAGUGUUUUGUUUAUCCUCUCGAUACCUUGAAAUUUCGUAUGCAAUGUGAAACCGUGGAAGGAGGACUUCGAGGCAACCAGCUUAUCGCGGCAACGGCAAGAAAAGUGUGGAACAAAAGCGGUCUAUUUGGUUUCUUUCGUGGUCUCCCCCUUGGACUGAUGGGAAUGUUCCCCUACGCCGCGAUCGACUUGACGACAUUCGAAUACUUGAAACGCGCCCUUCUCGCCCGGAAAGCACGUCAGAAUCAGUGCCACGAGGACGACGUGCCUCUCAAUAACGUCAGCACGGGAGCCAUCGGUGCUCUCAGCGGAGGCCUUAGUGCCUCGGUUGUCUACCCGCUCAAUGUUCUUCGGACCCGUCUGCAGGCCCAAGGCACGAUCCUGCACCCUCCCACCUACACUGGCAUUGGCGAUGUUGCUCGUCGGACCCUUCAAACCGAGGGUGCCCGUGGUUUCUACAAGGGGCUUACACCUAACCUUCUCAAGGUGGCACCAGCUGUAUCGAUCAGCUAUGUGGUCUAUGAGAAUUCGAAACGAAUGCUCGGCCUGAGGUGA
Penicillium lagena is the source of this 1743-nucleotide messenger RNA. RefSeq names its product calcium-binding mitochondrial carrier protein. NCBI's taxonomy places the organism in Eukaryota, Fungi, Ascomycota, Eurotiomycetes, Eurotiales, Aspergillaceae. Gene Ontology annotation, molecular function: ATP transmembrane transporter activity; calcium ion binding. Gene Ontology annotation, biological process: transmembrane transport. The transcript is spliced from 8 exons. The record is from RefSeq and is a predicted model, not a curated record. The coding region runs from base 1 to 1743 and encodes 580 amino acids.